Messenger RNA from Pseudomassariella vexata, 1078 nucleotides. RefSeq lists its product as uncharacterized. The transcript has a single exon. The coding region runs from base 144 to 803 and encodes 219 amino acids. Lineage: Eukaryota; Fungi; Ascomycota; Sordariomycetes; Amphisphaeriales; Pseudomassariaceae. The record is from RefSeq and is a predicted model, not a curated record.
AUUUUUCCUGCCCUCCCCCCCUGCAACUGUCGGCGUGCGAUGCCCUAGCUGGUAUCACUGAUCUGUGCCGCUCCAGAUGGGAUGGCGAUGAGGUUGACCAGGGUGUAGCAGGCCCUGCCAAUAGACUCGCUCCGCGAUGAUUGAUGAAAUUGUUGGAGAGCGAUAUUUCUCCAAAAGAAACGAAUGAUGAUGCAACCUUUCUCACCUCGAGGUUGAGCUCUUGUUUUUUUUUGGGAGGGGUGGGGGGUGGGUGGAGGGUUUGUGAAGUUCGACAGUGUCCCUCUGAAAGAUCAAGUGCUGCGAUUGCGAUUGCACUUUCCGAGUGGCAGGUGCGGGGGGAAGACGAGUGCAUCUUCUACAAUUGUCCGCCCAAACGACACCUGAGGCGCAGUGUCCGGCUUAAAAGCGCUUGCUCAUUGAUUGGGCAACGUGGAUGCAGCCCAAUGUCCAUGUCCCAGCAAUAUCGUUUGAUAUGUCAGUUAAAGAGUCUUCCCUCAAAUUGUCAAAAAAAUUAUUGUGAUUCUUUUGACGGCAAAGCGGAGCGUCCUAAGCUAAAGGCUCGAUUUGGACAGAUAGCCACUUCGCUUCUGCGCUGGAUUGGAGCUUGGCUCCAGACCACAUCAAGGACUCCCUUGAUAUCAGCUUCAACAUGGCCUAGAUCGAUCACAAUCACAACAAUUAUGAAGACAAAUCCUACCCAUGAUGACUUUCUAUCCUCAUCUUUCUCUAACAAGCGAAAUGCAGAAUUGCUAACAGUUCCAGUGGUUCUUUAUGGGAAAUUGCAUAGGGAUUUAGUUUUGUGAGAUCAGAACUGAUGUUAGACAUAUCGCAAAACCGCGUGCAAUGAAAAUUGAUCAUAAGCUACACCUUUGUUUUCCUAACUUAGACUGGCUUCUAAUCACCGAUUUAAAUGUACGGCGUGAUCCUUCUAAUGAGGCACACGGCCACGGGUCCUUAAGUUACUCAAGUUGCUUUAGGUGGUAUUGCAGACGGUAAUUGCUUUCGCGAGCUACGCCGCCUAGGGACAUAAACAUGAACGUGGUUUAAUUCAGCCCAGAGCAAGUAGAUUUGAGAUGAG